This is a messenger RNA of Plectropomus leopardus (leopard coralgrouper), 882 nucleotides long. The record is from RefSeq and is a predicted model, not a curated record. NCBI's taxonomy places the organism in Eukaryota, Metazoa, Chordata, Actinopteri, Perciformes, Serranidae.
AUGGCUUCUCUCUGCUCCUCUCCCUCUUCUGCUCUCUCCUGCUCAGUGUGUCAGAUAUUUAGUUACUCCUCUGCCUCCUUCAGUGUUAGUGGUACCUGUAACAAGUGUAGUUUAUUUGCUGUGCUGGAGGCGAGGCUUAGCGAUCUGGAAGCGCGGCUCCGCACCGUGGAUAAUCCCUCUGUAGCUGCGAUAGCUAGCGAGCCCCCUGUAGCCAGUGCGGACCGACAUAGCGUAGCCUCUGCUAGCCGUCCCCAGGCAACCCCCGUGCAGCCGGGAGGCUGGGUGACUGUCCGAGCGAAGCAUAGUAAGCCGAAGCCCGCGGUACACCACCCACCCCCCCUUCACGUUUCAAAUAAGUACUCCCCUCUCAACCACACACCGACCGAGGACACAACCCUGGUCAUUGGUAGCUCUAUUUUGCAAAACGUGAAGUUAGUGACACCAGCGGCCAUAGUCAAAUGUAUCCCUGGGGCCAGAGCGGGCGACGUCGAGUCAAAUUUGAAGCUGCUGGCUAAGGCUAAACGUAAAUACAGUAAGAUUGUUAUUCACGUUGGCGGCAAUGACACCCGGUUACGUCAAUCGGAGGUCACUAAAAUUAACAUAGAGUCGGUGUGUGAGUACGCCAAGACGAUGUCGGACACCGUAAUCUUCUCUGGACCCCUCCCCAAUGUGACCAGUGAUGACAUGUUUAGCCGCAUGUCAGCACUCAACCGCUGGUUGUCGUGGUGGUGUCCAGCAAAUGAUGUGGGCUUCGUUAAUAAUUGGCGCUCCUUUUGGGGUAAACCUGGUCUUAUCCGGAGGGACGGCAUCCAUCCCACUUUGGAUGGAGCUGCUCUCCUCUCUAAGAAUCUGGCCGAUUUUAUUAGAGGCCCAAAGCCAUGA